Planococcus citri (citrus mealybug) is the source of this 1933-nucleotide messenger RNA. RefSeq lists its product as uncharacterized. The record is from RefSeq and is a predicted model, not a curated record. Bases 440 to 1621 code for a protein of 393 amino acids. The transcript has 6 exons. Lineage: Eukaryota; Metazoa; Arthropoda; Insecta; Hemiptera; Pseudococcidae.
CAGUUGCAGCAGGUUUCCAAGUAACGGUUGGUUAACUCUUUGAUAAAAGUUGUACAUCGACUUGCGCGGGUUUUGUUUUCAGUAUCGGUUAUCGUAUGAACCUUGUAGGUUGAAGUUGGAGUUCGCGUUGUUUUUUUUCUAAUUUUUUUUUUGUUUCGUGUCGCGAUUUCACGACAACUUCCGAUUUCGAGGUUCGUGCUGAUUCGUACGUUUCGGUUUUUGAAUUUUCGAAACAAACCCGCGAAUAUCGUGAUUCGCGAGUGUAUUAUUGAAAAGUGCUAUUCUCAGUUUCAGUGUGUUUGUGAAUAUUGUUCUUCUCAAGUGACGUAAAGGAUACAAAGGAUUUGAAUCAGAGCUCACAAAUUUCCAUUGGAAUGUAGACAAACGCAGUUCAAAGGUCCAUUCACAGCUUUAAUUUUCACACACGCCAACAGGAGUCAUGGCAGGCAGAAUACUACGAAACUCAUGUGCGAUCAUUCCUUGUAUGUAUUUAAUUUUCUCACUCAAGUUCCUACUAGUCAACAGUCACGGUCGUCUGAUAGAACCUCCUUCUAGAGCAUCGAUGUGGAGAUACGGAUUCAAUACACCUCCGAAUUUCAACGAUCACGAAUUGUUUUGCGGAGGUCUCACUAGGCAGUGGCAAGUGAAUGGUGGUAAAUGUGGAGUAUGUGGUGAUGCAUGGGAUGCUCCUCAGCCUCGUCCACACGAAGCUGGUGGUAAAUAUGGUCAAGGAGUGAUCGUUCGGAAGUAUAAGACCGGAGCUGUGUUCACAAUUCGAGUAGAACUCACUGCCAAUCACAAAGGGUUCUUCGAAUUCAGAUUAUGUCCGAAUAAUGCCCCUAAAAGAGUGGUAACGCAGCAGUGUCUCGAUAAAUAUGUACUCAGGAGAUCCAAAAUGCUGAUUAAAGAUGAAGAAAAUUUCCACGAAACUAAAUUUUACCCAGGCACCGAGAACAAAGUAUACGAAAUGAAAUACAUGUUACCUCCCGGUCUAACCUGCAGCCAAUGCGUUCUGCAAUGGCGUUACAUCGCCGGUAACAACUGGGGAAUGUGUCCAAAUGGUACAGGAGCCAUAGGCUGCGGUCAACAAGAAGAAUUCCGCGCCUGUGCCGACGUAUCAAUACACGACUCUUCAGGGAGUACUGACGACAGGCCCUACCAAGACGAAACCACCAAAAAAACAAAAGAAGAAAAAGAAAAAGCCACAGAAGAAUCGUCCACACCAAACGUCAACGACAACGAAAUACCCGACGAAAAACUCGACGAACUUUCCAAAGAAAGAACGAAAACGAAAGCGGAAGCCGGAGAGUACUCUGUUUACUUGGCUUCAAUCGUUGUUUUCUCUCUAUUAGUCAUAUUGAUGUUAUUCGCCUUGCUUUACUUUUAUUAUUAUCAUGCCAACGAAACCGUGCAAAAAUGGUUCUCCAAGGGUGGAUCCGGUUUGCACGGGGCUAAUUGUUGGAACACCAUUAAAACCAAUAUUCGUUCGUGUAGUAAACACGAUAAACAAAAACCAGAUCAAAAAACGUGCUGCGAUGAAGCUCAAAAAGAUCCAAUACCACCGCCUAGAACUAAGAAAUUGUCUACAGGUUAUAACGGUGUACCUGAAAAUUUGGUUUAAAUGUUUUUUUUUUUUUAAUUUCUUGGUCACUGUUUCUUUAGGUGUUUUUUUUCUAUGUUUUUUUUUUUCUUUGUUGUAAACAUCUUGUAAAUAUUUUAAUUUAAAAAAUUUUUACGCGAGUAUGCUUUAUCAAACCAAAACCUAUAAGUAUUAUGAUUUGUAUUUUUUCUCUUCUUACUAAGUAGGUAAUUUUAUUUCUCUUUUUUGUGAUAUUUAUUUAUGGAUUUCUCCUGUAUCUUUUUCUUUACUUUUUUCCCCUUUUGUAUUUCGUAUUUUAUAUAGUAGUUGAAUAUAUUAUUUUCGUUGCAGAAA